Molecule: messenger RNA, 1638 nt
Organism: Acanthaster planci (crown-of-thorns starfish)
Lineage: Eukaryota; Metazoa; Echinodermata; Asteroidea; Valvatida; Acanthasteridae
Product: microfibril-associated glycoprotein 4 pseudogene
Source: RefSeq, a predicted model, not a curated record
AUGUCAACAACCUCGUCGUCCGCCAAUAGCAAUCGACUUGUAACCAAGUGCAGAGCUAGCUACUCUUACUCCGAGUAUACGUCGGAAGUUUGGUUGGAGAUCAUCCCAUCACAAGGGUCCGAGCAUUUAACAGAAGUGUGUGGACGAGACUGCACUCUCGACCCACGCUGUGCGUCCUACAACUAUCAAGCCAGCGGAGGCGUUUGCGAGUUGAGUAACGUCUCGAGGAUAGAAAGUCCUGUUGACCUCGUUGAACUGGGAGGAAGUUUCUACUUCGAUCGCAACAAAGACACCCUCUUGUGUUCGGCACGACUUGAUGUUGACAACAGCACCUGCCAGAUGCUCUAUAGAGCCGGUCACCGAACCAACGGCGUCUACACCAUCUACCCGAGCGGACAUGAGGAGUCAGGUGGCGCGGUGGUGUACUGCGACAUGGAGACCGACGGGGGAGGCUGGAUGGUUGUUCAGAGGCGCCAAGACGGCUCAGGGGAUUUCUACCGCACCUGGGCCGAGUACGAAUCGGGUUUUGGCAACCUGACUGGCGAGUUCUGGAGUGGGAAUCGUCUACUCCAUAACCUCACCGCCUCUGGGGAAUGGCAGCUUAUUGUUAACCUGGAGGACUGGGAGGAUAACACGGCCUGGGCAGAGUACGGUGAAUUCGGCCUAUCGGGCGAGGAGUAUAGACUCCGCGCUAGCGCAUACAACCCUGCAAGUACAGCGGGAGAUUCGCUCGCUCUUCACAACGGGAAACUGUUCACGACCAAGGACCACGACAAUGAUGGCUCAAAUAUGGGGAAUUGCGCACAUGAUUAUCAGGGAGCAUGGUGGUUUGUUCUUUGUCUCGAUGCUAAUUUGAACGGCCCGUACCAUAGAAAUGGCAGCAUUGCUCAAGAAGGGCAUGGAGUGAUUUGGAGCAGAUGGAAAGGGUAUUUCACUUCGCUCAAGCGAUGCAGUAUGAAGAUACGAGAGGUCAAGUGCUACAAUCGUCUGGGUUGACUUUAAAAACGAAUACUGGGCAAAUUAUUGGGAAACUGGAAGAAGCAUUGCUUAGUAAUGGAGAUUUUUGUUUGACUUGUUGGCAGUGAUGUGGCAAAAGAAAUCACGACGGUUACUAUUAUCUGAACCUAGACAACGCUUCUCUAACUUACAUGUAUGUAUAUUUGUGUGUGUGUGUGGUUUACGGCCACUCUAUCAGUCUAUUGCUGUUAUGACACUGUUAUAUAUGUUAAAUAGAUAAUGAUCCAGGAAUACGUGGGAGCUUUUUACGCGGCGGAAAGGUCGGAGACGAUGACGGCAUUUAAACAAUACCGUAUCCAACGGGUGUGGCAAAGUCCCCGCCCCCAUCCCCGCUCUGCCCUGCCCCCACUCGGUUGCAAUUUGCUCAUGGAAAAUUGAGAGCACCAGCAUUUCAGUGAGGACACCAUGACCUUUCUUUGAAGGGGAGGGGUAGUGGCGAUUCUAAAACAAAAAAAAUUGAGUCAUUUCUAGAAAAAUGUACGAUUUUGCCCCCGCACCCAAACCUGGAUACGCCACUGGUGGGUAACUUAAUUUCGGGAUAAAUGGAAUACAGUACCAAUGUCUUUACAUUUGGCCUACUUUCAGAACGACCAAAAAGUUAUUUCAAGGAAAAGAAAAAAG